Messenger RNA from Rhipicephalus microplus (southern cattle tick), 3033 nucleotides. RefSeq lists its product as uncharacterized. The record is from RefSeq and is a predicted model, not a curated record. NCBI's taxonomy places the organism in Eukaryota, Metazoa, Arthropoda, Arachnida, Ixodida, Ixodidae.
CAGUCGCGGCUGGUGUGAUGGUGAUCCGUUGAAGGUGUCGUUCGGGUUAGAUAUAGUUAAAUAGGGAGGCUUAACGAGUCGAACAGCAGGGUAUAUCGCGUUCGCUAUUGUGUCGAUAAAUAACGGUUGCCCGCUAUCUGCCUUGGAAUCUGAUCGGUCGCGUGGACGUCAACGGUGCCAAACUCAAUACGUCGUAUCGGCGCCGGUGUGUUGAAGUGCGGAACGCCUCCUCCCUGUGUGUGCUUCGUUAUCGCACCACUAUGGUCUCCCGUUCCAGCGAGAAUAUGACUACGUCUUCGUGGAGGUGGACCCUACCGGGACUGGUCUUGGCAGUCCUGGCGUGUUUGUCCUGGCAUGCCACGCCGGCUCACGGCCAUGGUAGACUUAUGGAACCCCCAUCGAGGUCGUCCAUGUGGAGGAUGGGCUUCAAGACGCCACGCAAUUACAACGACAACGAACUCUUCUGCGGUGGCUACGCGGUCCACUGGCAACAGAACGGCGGCAAAUGCGGCGUCUGUGGCGAUCCGUGGCACCAACGAACGCCACGCAACAACGAAGCCGGCGGCAAGUACGCCAAGGGUAUCAUCGUGCGCCGCUACAAGAGGGGAGAUGUGAUGAAGGCGUCAGUGCAGCUCACUGCCAACCACCGAGGGUUUUUCGAGUUCCGCCUGUGCCCAGUGAACAACCCCAAGGUUGCAGCCACCGACGAGUGCAUGGCCAAGCACCCGCUGACCAUGGCUGACGAUCCCAGCGGAAGCACGCGCUACAUGGUGGACGCCCGCAAGCGUGACUUCAACCUCCGUCUCAAGUUGCCCGACGAUAUGACCUGCUCCCAGUGCGUCUUCCAGUGGUCUUACACCGCAGGCAACAACUGGGGCAAAUGCGCUAACGGAUCCAGCGCCGUGGGCUGCGGUCCUCAGGAGACCUUCAGAGGCUGUGCCGACAUCGCCAUCGAGGAUGGUGUCGCCGGUGGAGAAGGCGGCCAGGGUGGAUUCGACGUCGGCGCAGGCGAGAUUCCCGCCGACACACCUCCUCGUGUCUCACCCACCAUAAAGCCUGUGACGCCCCAGGUGCCCUGGUGGGUCAAGGGAGGUCCCAAGGUACCCGUGACGCCCAAGAAGCAGCCACCCCAGCGCGGCUACCCCUGGAAGACCUAUCCGACCCGCAGGCCCUUCCACGAGGUCGAAGGCCACACGAAGCAGGUUCCCGCCGCCGCCGUGCCCGCCGAGCCCAGGCCAGUCUACCCCGGCGGCAAGCCAGAGGUCGAAGGAGAAUCCGAACACAACGGCCAUGGUCACCAUGGAGGCAACGAUGGCACACCGACUCGGACCUACCCCGAGGAAGAGGAGUUGCCCACGAGUACCACAACAGAGUACCCGCGCACCAUGAUUCCCAAGAGGUACUCUCCUAAGGACAAGUGGACUCCAGCUCCGAAAAACACCAAGAACAAGCCACCUUUCGCAAAGGGUGGUCCCGCUUACAAGCCCGGCAGCGGCAAAGAAGUUUUCGGAGGCUGUAAGGGCGUCGGCAUGUAUAGGCGAAUCCCAGGACUCGACAAGUGGUGCUGGGAAAAUUGCCACAGGGGUUAUUGCCCGCCCACACACUGCACUUGCCACUAAGUGUCUCCCGGUAGAGACAGCAACAUAAGUUUGAAUUUUAGAAUAUCCCUUGUUCUCCCGUUUUUAUCCCUUGUUGACGAUGUCUUUCCCAAAACGUGACCCCACCCUUCCCGUUGCUACCGCCUCUGCUUCAAACUCUGCAAAGCCAUCAUUUUUUUUUAUUGUUCACGAACUUCGCCCAUGGUCGUGUGCGUGGAUACCCGGUGUCUUCGAGUUGUGUCCCGGUGACUUGCGCUUUUUGUGUCCCGUUUUUUGUGUGUUCAUGCACACCACAUCUGCAGAGGGAAGUUUGAGCUGUAUGAUUACGAACGCGUGGUUUUUUUAUUCGGGUGUGAAUGCUUGUAGGCCGUAUUUAUUUGUACGUUUGAUGCAAUAUUUGAAACCCGGUGACGAAUGAUUAUUGAUUCGCAAUAUUACUCUUUGAAAAAUGUGGUGGCCAGUCUCUUGAGUCUAAAAAAUACAGGGCAUUCGUACGCGCGCGCUCAAGAAACGCUGGCCAAGUAAUACUGAGCGCGAGAAAAGCAUAUGAUUCAGUUGUUUUUUUCUUUAGACAAGCACAUCUUUACUGCCAGAACGUCUUUCAUGAAGUUUAACUGACGCCACCAUAUUGAAGGCAGUACUUACUAAUCAAGAAUUGCCAUAUGAAUUGAAUGAUAACGCACGUACGACGCACUAAUUAAAUCUAUUCUUACAGAAGCUUAAAAUUAUUAACGCGUCUAUCUGCUAUACGAGUCAUUAAAAAGUUUUAGAUCAAGCAUAGCUGUGAAAUAAACGUUAUUAAUAAUCGUGAAUUAACACUAGACCAACAAGUUAUAGUAGGUUAUUAUUUAUUCUGAGGCAUAAUACAGCUGCUUAGCAACUGAACAGGUUCAGUGCAGAAGAAGAAAAGACGCAAGGACCUUAUUUUAAAAUGAUAAUUGACAGGGGAGAGAGAUGUAAAGAAAGCCUGCCCACUAGCUACUUGAGCUGGCUUCCGAUUUCUGUGCCAAGUCAAGCUCUCGCCGCGCGGGCGCGCAUAGUGAUGCUUGACAUCUUCACCACUUUUGAGCGAAGUGAAAUGUACAUACUUGAGACCUCUUAUUUAAUUUAAACUGCGUGCAUGCAUGCUUCUCAUCCAAGCACAUCCACGGUGCCGAGUCCUUUCCUGUCAAUCAAUGAGUGCCCAUGAAUUAUUUAUUUGCGAGCGUUUUUUUACAAGAACUGUAAUCUUGUCCAUGCUCAUUCCUGUUCAUCUUUUGCCUGAGCCGUUAGUGUGGGAGUUUCAUGUGUGCGUAUCAUAUAUAAUAUUUAUAACGACGCAUUCUUUCUUUUUGUUGUUGAUUGUUGUUGAUGCUUGUUUUUUAUUUCGGUUCGCGAGAUCGAUGUGUGAUGUGGCAAUAAAAGAAGGUGCCCGGGUGCGCCACUCUAAAAUUGU